AUGCAUUGCUCCGCAGAGGUCAAGGGGGCAUCAUCCGACGCCUCCGAUAGCUUGGGACGCUCUAAGAUGUCAGUAUCCUCGUUCACAGCGCUGAGAGCGAUAUUGUCGGGACGGUCGGAAGUUGUGAAUGACGGUGAUUCAUUCUCCUGCGAGUCGCCAUUUGAAGACGGCGGUUUUUCAAGCGUAUCACCGGUUGCUGCUGCCGAAGGUGUACCAGAGGCGGGUGCGGGAUCAGUGGAGUCAGCAGGUGGAUCUCCAGCUGAUCUAGUUACCCUACCUGAUCGCGAUUCGCCAUUGUUCGACCCUUCAGCAACCACAACAAGCUGCGGUAUUACAUUAACUUGA
Molecule: messenger RNA, 345 nt
Organism: Babesia ovata
Lineage: Eukaryota; Apicomplexa; Aconoidasida; Piroplasmida; Babesiidae
Exons: 1
Coding region: 1-345 (114 amino acids)
Source: RefSeq, a predicted model, not a curated record